AUGGCAUCCACCUCUUCCCAAAUCCCCUCUUCCACUUCAACUCCUCCGACUCGGCGUCCUUACCACGGCUCCUGCCACUGUGGCAAGAUCCGUUACAUCGCAUACCUCGCUCUUCCACCCGUGCACAUAGCCGCCAAACCUCCUGGCGGGCCCAGCUCUACAGUCCGCAUUCGCAAGUGCAAUUGCUCAACCUGCCAUAAAAUGUCAUUCUUCCACGUUCGUGUUCCCAAUUCGCCUGAGGAUUUCUUGCUGUUGAGUCCGACUAACCCCUUUGAUGGGGGAUUGCUCGACUAUCAAUGUUUUGAUAAGGUGAUUCACUGGCCUUUCUGCGGCAACUGCGGCGUGAGAUGUUUUGCUUUUGACGGAGCGAGUGAGAUUAGGGAAGUGGAGGUGGAUGGGAAGAAAAUUCAGGCUUGGGCGCCUAAGAAGGAGGGUUGGGUUGAAGGGGCUGGUGCUGGGAGUUAUUUAAGCAUCAAUGCGGCGACGCUUGAACCGGGCCAGGAAGGGUUUGAUUUGAGGGAGUGGACAGAAAAAGGUUGGAUUGCGUACUUGGAGAUAAAGAAUGACACGGAUGACUCGAGGAUGGGCGUCCCUUACGAGGCGGGUAUGUACUGA
Messenger RNA from Venustampulla echinocandica, 615 nucleotides. RefSeq lists its product as uncharacterized. Lineage: Eukaryota; Fungi; Ascomycota; Leotiomycetes; Helotiales; Pleuroascaceae. The transcript has a single exon. Bases 1 to 615 code for a protein of 204 amino acids. The record is from RefSeq and is a predicted model, not a curated record. Gene Ontology annotation, molecular function: carbon-sulfur lyase activity.